Dendroctonus ponderosae (mountain pine beetle) is the source of this 2463-nucleotide messenger RNA. RefSeq lists its product as uncharacterized. The transcript has 9 exons. NCBI's taxonomy places the organism in Eukaryota, Metazoa, Arthropoda, Insecta, Coleoptera, Curculionidae. The record is from RefSeq and is a predicted model, not a curated record. The coding region runs from base 200 to 2296 and encodes 698 amino acids.
UUGCUUGAAAACUCUGAGCCUGUUUGUCUUUUUCGAGAUAACAAUUUAGUGGAUAUCUAGAAAUAUCGACUUUGGUACCUAAAUACACAUGUCUUUCUAAAUAAAUGCCAGUAAAUGCUUUCAUUAGUGAUUUGUGAGUGUUUGGUGGUAUUUACACGUAAUUUGGGUCUCGUGUAACUAAUAUGAGCGUAAUGGUGAUAUGAGCGAUCUGGAGAUUGACGAAAUUUUACGCAGAUUAUCUAUUAAAUUUAAUAGAAUUGUGUACGACAGAGAUUUUGUCGAAUGUGUACGAGAGGAUUUACAAACAGUUAUUGUUAAUCACGAGAAGUGUUGCGUGCUGGUCUUUCCGACGCUCAGUCCAAAUUAUCUAAGACUUGUUAGGUACCAGGCCAAAUUGUGUGAUCUUGCUGUUAUAUCAUUAGGCAGUAGAAGUGCGAAAUCUGUUGCGGUUUGCCAUAAAAAACAUUUUUUACCCAAUACAACUGCAGAGAAUUUAUGUAGCAUACAAAUGGCUGAAAACAGUUCAAGUGCUACACGAAAAAAACGACCGCCUAUUCAGUUAUACGUCCCUCCUGCGCAAAGAAAUCAUCCCGCGGAAAAACGCAAGCUGUCCACCGAUCCAAAAGAAUCAAUAGUUAACGCUCAAAUAACUGUAAAAAAUGGAAAACAGGGCACAAAUGAUAAAACUCGUUGCUCCCAAGUACCCCAAAGAAUACCACAAGCUUGCAAUGGUCAGGUAAAAGAUCAGACAGAGAAGAUCAGGGGAUCAGUUAGUGAAAAGUGCUACUCUACUCAGGACAUAGGCAUCUUCUGGGAUUUUAAAAAAAUACGAUACAAAUCGCAUGUGAUUAGUCCAGAGUUUGAUGACCAGUGCAACUGUGUGAAAUUUUCCUUACUUAAGGAUUUUCUUCCUUACUCAAAGCUAUUAAUUUUUCAACUGACAAGAGGAAACUACAUAGGGCCUUCGAACAGAAUUUUUGAUUGCGCAAAAUUAAAAAAUUGGACCACACGGGAUCCAGCAAAACACAAAUCGAAUCGGUCAAGUACCAGAUAUCCAGUCCUUGUUCAGAAUGUCUUGGACUUCAGAGAAAAUCUUGUACUUCCCGAUGUAAUUAGUGAAUUUCAAAACAAAUUAUGUUGGUCCGGAAAGGGAAUCUUUCUGUAUUUGUUGGAUUUUAAUCGGUUCUACCUCCCGGUGACUGAAUUUCAGAGCUUCAACGCAAAUUUAGAACCCGAAGAAUAUUUACAUCUUAACGAAGACCAAUUAUAUUUAGGACAAUAUACCGAAAAUUUAGUCAAUUAUAAAAUAUUAAAUCGUAGACAAGAAAUAGAAAUUCCCGACUUGGAUAGUUUAAUAGCUAGUAUUAAUACAACCGAAUUCUCAGGAAAACAAAUGCAGGAGAAUACACUAAGUAAUUGUGAAGUUAAUGACCUCUGUGUCAAAAACAACGAGGAAAAUAGUCAAAAAGUGGCUAAAAAUGUUAACGAAGUACUUGUAUUAGAUGAGAGAAUAGAACCUCCAAAAAUUGGAUCGCAAAAUACGGAAUCUGUAAGAUGCAAAAAUAAAUACAACCGGCAUGAAGAAGAGAAGGAAAUAAUGAGGCAGGCCAAAAAAAAUAUGAAUCGAAAAACAAGAUCGAUUAUUAAAUAUGCCGAGGAAAGACACGAGACACUGAGCAUUGGCACCGGAGAUAAUGUCAAUAAUUGGGAGGAUUUAUUCAAUGAUGAUGGCGAACUGCAAGAUGACUUCUUCACAGAGAUAAUAGAAAAAGUCGGCCAAGAAGUAACAAUCGUAAAAGCAUCUGAAGACUAUUCAGCGUAUGCUUCAAAGCAAAUAGAAGAGCUGGAACACAUGGUAGAGUUAUACGACUUUCCAGAUACAUUUAAGACUCACGACAUCAUAUCCAACUUCAACGAAAUCAAGAGCGAUUCAAUGUAUGUGAAAUGGCUUGAUGAUACACGAGCUUUGUUAGUUUUGGGAUCUUCCUCACAAGCCCAAAAAGCGUUGAAACUGUCGAAUGCCUUAAUAAAAGUUCGGCCAAUGUCAGCAGCCAGUAAUUUAGCACUGGAAAAAGCCAAUCAAUGCGAUCUGAAACCAGCAAUGAAAAGACCUCAGACUAAUUUGCAAACUGCCAGACGACUGAUUACGAGCCACUUGGGAGCGAAGACGAAAGUUAGCAAGGAACAGAAUGCGAAAGAAAAAGAAGAUUUGAGAGUUGCCAAAGAAUUGAAAAAACAAACUCGACAAAACGAAAAAGACGCAUGGGAAGGGAAUCUUCGAUCUUCACUUAACUGAACUGACUGCAACAAUAUUACGUGCCUUCGAAAAACCUCGUUUGAAUUUUAAUAUUAGUGAUUCGCAUCUAUUUUUGUAAUAUUAAAUAGAUUUAUGUAUGUAUAUAGUACAGUGCAAUGCGACAGAUAGUCGCUGAAUGGUAUCAAUUAUACUGUUCAAUAUUUCAA